AUGCUCAUCAUUCAUACGUUAAUUGAUAGUUAUGAAAGCGAACAGGUAAAGCGAAUAACAGUCAAAAAAUUAUCAAUGAUAAACAACAUGGAAAUGUCUAAUUCAGAUGGACAAUACGAGCCGAUGCAAAAACCCUCAAUGUUCGGUUCAAAACGAAUCAAGAUCGGUCUUGCAGUAUUUUUAAUUUUGGGUCUCCUGGCAAUUGCAGUUGUGAUUGUUGUUUCUUUGAUUCCAGUAUUCUUUGAAAAUACUGCAACAAGCUCAACGACAAGUUCGUCGAAAGAAUCAAACUACAUUACGAAUACAUAUGCUUCAACUCUUAACCUCACCAGUACACAAAAUACAACGGUUACAGACACAGCCAGUGUUGCUCGACAAUUAGAAACAGCUGCUGGUUUAACAUCGAAUUCGAUCAACGUCUACGAUGUCCAAUUCACUACCGACAGCUCAAGCAGUACCGGUCGUCGUCGUCGUGAUUUAGAGAAUCAACGCAACAAACGCCAAUCGUUUCAAUGUAAUUCCAGAGCAUUAAGUCAAAACUUUACCCGUCUCCUAAUCAAACUGACCAUCGUUUACCCAAAAUCAUGUGGUGUAUCACUGAUUUGCAAGCAAAAAUUUCUCACGAAUGCUCAAAGUCGUCUCGGCGUCAGCAAUAAUUUUCCUCUCCAAUUUACAUUUGCUGACGGACGACCAUUCAAUUUUCAAGUCAUGUUCUGUAAUUCGGUCGUAGAGUCAACAUCUCCAGGCACUUCAGGCGUUACAACCACAGCAGCAGGUGCAACCUCAACAACGUCUGGUACUACGACUACAACCACCACAGUGUUCACUCCCAAUCUUUUCCAACAGCAAGCGUUGGCACAAACGAAUGUCGAUCGCGCAGUAUGCUGUGCUCCUGCGAUGAUACUAGAUGCCGAUAUAACGGCAAUCGCGCAAACUUAUGCACAAAAAUUAUGCGAUACGAAUACUUUUGUACACAGUGGAAAUACGUAUCAAGGGAAUUGGUUAGGUGAAAAUAUAUGGGAUUAUGGUGGAAGUGGUCAAACAAACAUCAAUUCUAUCAAUGAACCUUCGGAAAUACUCGAACAAGCAUAUAGGAAUGGAGACAAGUAUGCUUAUUUGGAGGAACAUACUAUAGAUCUUACAGAAUUUAUCCAAUUUCGAACGAAAGAUCCAUCCAGAAGAAGACCUAUAAAACGGGUUCUAAUUGACAAAAAGUCAUUACUGAAGCCUAUAAAAGAACUCGGACACGGUGCGUUUGGUACAGUAUAUCUAGGCACGUAUGGUAAUAGCCAAGUAAUCGCUUAUAAAGUUAUAAGAUCAAGUUCAUCGAAAGAAGCGAUGAGAGAAGCGAAUAUCUUGAAAACGCUGAGUCAUCCGAACAUUGUUCGAUACAUCGAUGUCAUUCCCACGGCAAACCAUAUAUUACUGGUCAUGGAAUACAUAGAUGGAGGUACAAUGUUUAAGUACAUUCGAAAGACAUCAUAUUCAAAUAAGUAUUGGAGUGAUUGUAAGAAAAUGAUGAUCGCUGUGGCCUUUGCUCUGAAUUAUUUGUCUGAAAAGCACAUUAUCCAUGCUGAUUUGAAAUCGGAUAAUAUCUUAUUGAAAUCAGAUAACACAGCAGUUCUCUCUGACUUUGGUCUUUCGAAAGUUGUCAAAGACUCAGACAUACCAUUCAGCAACGCGGCUAGAGGCGCUAUACGAUGGUGGGCACCUGAACUUUGCGCCAGUCAUCGGGAGCCACCUUCGUAUUCCUCCGAUGUGUGGGCUUAUGGAUGCGUCCUUUUGGAAAUAAUAACGAAAAAAUAUCCUUGGGAAGAUUUUAUCGGAGACAACGGCGCACUGAUGGAUGCUCUUGCUGAUGAUCGCAAUAUUAAAGCAUUCGAACAUUUUUGUUAUAAUCUGAAUGCGCCGGAUAAUUUUCAUAAAAUACUUCGUUCCUGCUGUUCUUGGUCAAAAAAUCAUCGGCCAAAUUUCAAAAGAAUUAUCAACGAUUUUAAUGAGUUAUCAAGUGCCGAUAGUAAUGCUCAAAAUAAAUCUGAAGUCUCAUUUGACUUAAGUGAAGAUGAAAGUUACUCAUCAUACCCAACUCCACGACUACAGAGCGAACAGGUAAAACGAAUAAAAGUCAAAAAAUUAUCAAUGAUCAACAACAUGGACAUGUCUAAUUCAGAUGGACAAUACGAGCCGAUGCAAAAACCCUCAAUGUUCGGUUCAAAACGAAUCAAGAUCGGUCUUGCAGUUUUUUUAAUUUUGGGUCUUCUGGCAAUUGCAGUUGUGAUUGUUGUUUCUUUGAUUCCGGUAUUCUUUGAAAAUACUGCAACAAGCUCAGCGACAAGUUCGUCGAAAGAAUCAAACUACAUUACGAAUACCUAUGCUUCAACUCUUAACCUCACCAGUACACAAAAUACAACGGUUACAAACACAGCCAGUGUUGCUCGACAAUUAGAAACAGCUGCUGGUUUAACAUCGAAUUCGAUCAACGUCUACGAUGUCCAAUUCACUACCGACAGCUCAAGCAGUACCGGUCGUCGUCGUCGUGAUUUGGAGAAUCAACGUAACAAACGCCAAUCGUUUCAAUGUAAUUCAAGAGCAUUAAAUCAAAACUUUACCCGUCUCCUAAUCAAACUGACCAUCGUUUAUCCAAAAUCAUGUGGUGUAUCACAGAUCUGCAAGCAAAAAUUUCUCACGAAUGCUCAAAGUCGUCUCGCUACCAGCAAUAAUUUUCCUCUCUUAUUUACAUUUGCUGACGGACGACCAUUCAACUUCCAAGUCAUGUUCUGCAAUUCAGUCGUAGAGUCAACAUCUCCAGGCACCUCAGGCGUUACAACCGCAGUAGCAGGUGCAACCUCGACAACGUCUGGUACUACGACUACCACCACCACAGUGUUCACUCCCAAUCUUUUCCAACAGCAAGCAUUGGCACAAACGAAUGUCGAUCGCGCAGCAUAUUGUGCUCCUGCGAUGACACUAGAUGCCGACAUAACGGCAAUUGCGCAAACUUAUGCACAAAAAUUGUGCGAUACGAAUACUUUUGUACACAGUGGAAAUACGUAUCAAGGGAAUUGGUUAGGUGAAAAUAUAUGGGAUUAUGGUGGAAGUGGUCAAACAAACAUCAAUUCUAUCAAUGGUUCAAGUCCAGUUGAAGAUUGGUUUAGCGAGUACGUUAAUUACAAUUGGGCAUCACCUGGCUUUGCAUCGAAUACAGGGCAUUUUACUCAGACGGUUUGGGUGGGCUCGACUCGUUUUGGUAUUGGUAUUUGCUGUACAGCAGAUAAUACGACAUGCUAUGUUGUGGGCAAUUAUUAUCCGGGUGGAAACGUUGGCGGAUCCUAUCCUCAGAACGUUUUACAGCCUCCAUGUUCUGGAAAAUAA
This is a messenger RNA of Adineta ricciae, 3372 nucleotides long. The record is from the annotation of a GenBank genome assembly. NCBI's taxonomy places the organism in Eukaryota, Metazoa, Rotifera, Eurotatoria, Adinetida, Adinetidae.